AUGUUCAUAAAGAUAAAGGGCGCCUACACGAACUUAUUUAACAGCGAAUUAGCCCUCGAGGAACGAUUGAACAGCGGAACCGAACUUUGCGAGUUACUGGAGAGCGUGUCAGUCGACAGUGAACUGAAGGACUGUAUUUACGAAAUUUUCAUCAAUGUCCAACAUUUUCUCACGGAAACCCAACCCCAGUUUAUUAAAGAGUCCCCGGUGCAACGUCUACGACAUAUUUGCUUAGAGAUCCUGCAAAAAAUUCGCAAUGUGGAUUUCUUCAAACCCUACGCCCCCUCUCUAAUAAGCUUACUGUUUAAGCUAAUUGAACAUGAAAAUGAGGAAAACGUUCUUCUCUGCAUAAAACUCAUCAUUGACCUGCACAAGUUUUAUCGCCCACAGUUUUCCCUCGAUCCAGCCUUUCGCCAGGACAAAUUUAUUGAUUUUCUCGCGGCGCAAGUGAAAACCCUAUCCUUUCUGGCGUAUGUCAUCAAGAUCUACCAGGAUCUUGUUGAGCAGCACUCAGCUGCCCUGGUCAAAGGCAUGAUGAAUCUCCUAGUUACCUGCCCGCCGUCAGUUACCAAUAUGCGCAAGGAGUUCUUCAUUGCAGCUCGGCACAUCCUCGGCGCACAGGAAAUCCGGCCGAGGUUUUUACCAGUACUUGAUGAUCUGAUGAGGGAGGACAUUUUGAUUGGCCAGGGCUACACAGUACAUGAUGCACUUCGACCCCUAGCCUAUAGCACUCUUGCGGAUCUGACGCAUCACCUGCGCUCAGAGUUGAGCCUCACCAAGAUUGCCCGCGCCAUCGAUCUGUACGGACGAAACAUGUUCGACGACAGUCUACCCUUCUCCAUCCAACAGAUGAGCCUCAAACUGUUGCUCAAUCUGGUGGAAUGUAUUCGCCAGCGAGCCGUUGCCAGUACUGCCACCUGGGCUCCGGACAGCACCACCGGAGGCGCUGUUGCAGCCUCCUCUAAGUGGUCUCAACGUCAGAUAAGUACUGCCGCAGCUCGUCGUCUGCUCCUGCAAAUUAUGCGCCUUUGCGUGCUUAAGUGCCAGAUUAUUGCAGGACACCUGUUGCCAGAAAUUGAGACCAAAUGUAUGAAAGAGGAUUGUGAAUCAUCCGACGGCGGUGCCACCCGAUCUCAGACAAAGUCCAGUUUUAUAACCAGCUCCCGCACAGACGUUCCAGCGCCCCGGGACGCCAUGGAUACGGAUGAUAUUCAACCGAACGCUCGACCGGAGCCUUGUCCGCACUGGAACUCGCCUCUACCACAGGCCCUGUGCUCGCCUGAAGACUAUGGCGCUGCCGGGUCAGGAAACGCAGACGAACUGAGUGACCCGGCCAAUCAGCCUUCUCCGAAGCUACUGCAACCGGCUGAAGUAGCCGUCCUGUUUGAUUACCUUACUCACGGUCUACGCAUGCUGGACGUGCUGCGAAUAGUCUCCAAAGAUGGCCAACUGUUCUUGCGCGGGCCUCAGUCCGGCGCAAAGUACCCGGAUGAACGCUUCCUGUUGGAGACGGUUGCAAUGACCUUUGUCCCCUUGAACCCCAUCUCCUUUAGAGAGAUAUUUUCUGGCCAAAUCGGCUACAUCGUCGAGUGGUGUCGGAAGAGUCCCUUCUUCUACACGAAUUUCGCCUUUCACUUGCUCUCUCAACUUAGUCAGACAUCCAACUUUGGUCAUAUCCUUCUGAACUUCCUUGUUGACAGAUUGGAGAAAUUGGGAGAGGGGACUGAUGAAUCCUUCAUCUACAUGCGACUUCUGAAACUGUGCUUCAACUCUGUAAACAUGUCUGGCACCGAAAACGAACACGUGAUGAGGCUCUUCCUGCGACGCAUCGUCCAGGGUAGCAUGCAGUACUGUCUGGAGGCACGCGAACCAACCGCCUACUUAACCCUGCUGCGCACCCUUUUUCGAUCCAUCGGCGGUGGCGCUCACGACAAACUCUACCGUGAAUUCUUUCCCCUUCUGCCGGAGAUGCUGACCACGCUGAAUCGACUCCUACGCUCAGCGCACCGAGCCUCCGCACGCGACCUGCUCAGUGAACUCUGCGUCAUUGUACCCGUUCGCCUCUCCGCCCUCCUCCCCUAUCUUUCCCUCUUGAUGGAGCCUCUCAUCUACGUGCUCAAUUGUAACACGGUCAGCCAGGUAGGCAGAGUCGUCCGCAGUGGCCUUGUCCGCCCCUCCUCCCCCCUUGAAUGUUUUUGCCUGCUAAAACGUACUUAG
Molecule: messenger RNA, 2217 nt
Organism: Dibothriocephalus latus
Lineage: Eukaryota; Metazoa; Platyhelminthes; Cestoda; Diphyllobothriidea; Diphyllobothriidae
Source: the annotation of a GenBank genome assembly